AGACGCUGCAGUUUCAGGUAUAUGCAGUCAUGAAGAUGCAAAUUGCGUUAGUGUUGAGUUUCGCGCUUUUUUCAGCAGCUCUUGGAUGGACAAGCAGAGAACAAGUUGAAGUGGACCCCGAAAAGUGUGUGAGUUCAGAUCCAAAUGUAGGAACCUUAAAAGUUGGUAUAAGUACAUUACCAGACAGUUGCGUUAGGGCAACCUGCAGGCCUGGCAUGAUCGACCUCGCUGGGUGCGGAGUUGGGUCAGUGGGCAAGCCCUGCUACAUGAGCGGAGAAGAUCUGAGCAAACCAUAUCCAGAGUGCUGCCCUCGACCUGUUUGUCCAGCGUAGAGUAAAAGCUGGAUAUACCAAAUAUGUGACAUAAUGUGUAGGUAUGCUUUUAGUUGUAUUGUAUUACAGUUAAAUUUAACUGUUAUGACAAAUUAAAGACAAAGAAAAUGUAAAAAAACUGUAGAAUUAAGGGUACUUACUAUUAACAUCCGUUGCGGACGUCGGGUCUGUGUCAAUCGCAAGUUACACUGUUCAAACCAAGAGGGAGGAACACUGCUUGAAA
Molecule: messenger RNA, 555 nt
Organism: Photinus pyralis (common eastern firefly)
Lineage: Eukaryota; Metazoa; Arthropoda; Insecta; Coleoptera; Lampyridae
Exons: 3
Coding region: 30-332 (100 amino acids)
Source: RefSeq, a predicted model, not a curated record